Messenger RNA from Phodopus roborovskii (desert hamster), 1721 nucleotides. RefSeq names its product biogenesis of lysosomal organelles complex 1 subunit 5 (gene Bloc1s5). The record is from RefSeq and is a predicted model, not a curated record. The coding region runs from base 57 to 620 and encodes 187 amino acids. The transcript is spliced from 5 exons. Gene Ontology annotation, cellular component: transport vesicle; BLOC-1 complex. Lineage: Eukaryota; Metazoa; Chordata; Mammalia; Rodentia; Cricetidae.
AGCCUCCGGGUUUGCGCCUGCGCAGCGGAGUCUGCGGGUGGGCGGAGCUGGCCGGGAUGAGUGGCGGAGGGACGGAGACCCCAGUAGCGUGCGAGGCCGCGCUGGGCGGCGGCGGCAAGAAGCGGGACUCGCUAGGCACGCCGGGCGUGGCGCACCUUAUUAUCAAGGAUCUUGGAGAGAUUCAUUCAAGGCUUCUGGAUCACAGACCAGUUACCCAAGGGGAAAUUCGUUACUUUGUAAAAGAAUUUGAAGAAAAACGUGGCCUUCGAGAAUUGCGAGUUCUUGAGAACUUGAAGAAUAUGAUCCAGGAAACAAAUGACCGCAUGCUUCCCAAGUGCAGGGAGACAAUGCAGGAUGGCCUGGAGGGGGCCCUGCAGAGAUUGCAAGCAGCUAACGACUCUAUCUGCAGACUCCAACAGAGAGAACAGGAACGGAAAAAGGUGAUUAAUGACCACAUGACAGCUAGUGAGAAGUGUCGUCUGCUCCAGUGGGAGGAGUUCCUGAAAGAACAGCCACAGCGCCGAGCUGAGGUGGAUGAUGAGCACAGAAGAGCCAUGGAAAGGCUCAAAGAACAAUACGCUGCAAUGGAGAAGGACCUAGCAAAGUUUGCCACCUUUUAAGAGUUUGAUCUGCAGGGACAGAUGAACGAGAAAGCACUGACUUUCCUCCAGAUCUUCCACCAACCACGUAGCCUCCUCUUCAAGCUUAGAAAUAUACUCAGUGGCACUCUUAGGUGUGAAGGGAGAAACUUCUGGAGCCCGAUAAAUGUCCAUGGAAGAAGAGUGCUUACGUGUCUAAAUGUGAUCCUUUGAGGAAGAGUGAAAAAUGGGGCAGAUUUAUUUCUAACCAGAUUCAGUCUUUUUGGUGGUUAGUUUAGAUGGCUGUGUGUGGAUUCCAAGAGUCCACUUCAUUUCCACCAAGGGUAUGGCAGGGGUGACAGCUUCUGCCAUGACCGAGAUGCCAGGUGGGCUUUGGACAAACUUGCUUGGAGACACCAGAGUUUGCAGUACAGGACAAUACUGUGUGUUUUACUGGGUGACAAGACAUACCCGAUUGGUGGCCUCAUAGAACUUAGUAUUUCCAUCUUCUAAACAGCUCAGGAGAAAAAGCCCACCAAAGUGCACUCUCCAAGGAUCAUCAUCUUACCCAUAGUUCUUCCCUUGCUUUUGUGUCCAUUUUGCUUUGGGCAAGCUCUUUAAGGGAUAGUGUCUGUGCAUGUUUCAGCUGCUCAGUGGGUAGUCAGCAGAAUCUGCCAAAGAGUCCCUUUGGAACCAUGUAAGAUUGGCUCUGGGCAGACUAGAAAUGUCCGCCCACACAGCAGAUGAUCUGUGUUAGAGGUAAAUCCCCUCCAUAUUGACGCCUGCUCUCCAGCAGUUGUUUCCGGAUGGAACACCACUGUCCAUCACCACUGUGAUCUUUACAUACUUGCACUUACUCUAAUCGAAGAACCACAAUUUGCUAUUAAUUAAACAGACGUGCAUGCGGUCAUUUGAGGAGAUGCAUAGCCCGUGGGUUUGAGGUGUGGGUGAGUCUUUCUAGUAUUUUCUGUUGCUCUUCAGUCAAGCAAGGCAAGAAAGAAAAUACCUAACUCUCUAGUGAUAUCUCAGUACUCUAACCGCAGAACACUGACAAUGCUUGCCUGUGUAAACGUAUGGCCAACUGUGAAAGCUUCAUUCUUGGCUCAUGUUGAAAUGUGAUUAAAGCUAAUAGAUGAGAUGAAA